GACGUCCUGAUUCUUAUGUUGCUGAGGCAGAACAUCCAUACAAAUCUUCCAAAGUAGAGACCCGAUGGCAGUGGAAUAGAGAUGCACAGAAUCUACCAAGUCAUAUGCCCUUGCAUUCAUUCACUGAAGGUUUUCUGUUAACGCAUUGACCUGGCUUGUGAUGGAGGACUUGUACCUUAAAACCAAGUUUGCUGAAGGCAGAAUGCAUUACUAGUCUGAUUUUUUUUUUUUUUUGGCGUUUGCAUUCAAGAACCAUACAAUAGUAAAAAAACAUAAGCAAUCCUGAGCUUUUAAUGUGCGAAUUUUCAAAUUAGGGUGUAAAAUUUGUUGCAUAUUUAAUGAGAGUUAAAAUUGUGACGAGAAGUUAAAUAUAUUAUGAAUUUUGUGGAUUGAUAUAAUAGCAAAUAGCUCAAAUUAUAGAUAUAGGACUGCCCCCCUCUUUAAAACCAUAACCUGGAAUGCUCGUCCCAGAAUGUGGUACGUCAGCAUUCUGGAUCAUUAAAACUGGCAUUCCAGUUCUUUUUUCCAAUUUCAUUCAGCAAGUAUGUUUAAUGCUAGUCAGAAAGGGUGAAAGGAUAAUGAAGUUUUGAUAAGGGAAAUGACAGGAAAAGCCUAAAAACACCCCAAAAAAAAAAAAAAAGAGAUAGAAUGUACUCUGAUUAAAUUAAAUUUAGGUGAGAUUUGGUGAGAUUUAUUGAUUAUUUAUUAUUUAUUAUGGGGAAGGGGGUAGGUGGUGCUACUGCUUGUGGCUGUUUCUACUAUAAUUUUUUGAAAGUAAAUGCUAGAUUUUAUCAAAAAGAAAUUGAUUAAUUUAUUGGGUUGGGGGCCAAUUAAUAUAUUUACAAAUUUGUUAAAAGUUUAAAAUAAUUAGAAAAUUUUUAGUUGCCUAAUUUGUUGACUUUAUAUCCCAGAGUCUAAAUAAAACUUUUUUUAGUCUUUUUUAUUAAAAUUAAUUAUGUGAAAUGUAUUCAUAAUUUUUUUAACGAAAAAAUGAAAGGAAAUUAUUAUUUGAUUCGGUGUUUUUAGACUUGGUGAUUAGACUAGUUAAGUGUAAUUCACGUAACGCAUUUCGAAUUGAUAUAAUUAAUGUACGGCAUUCGGAAUUGGUGUAUUAACUAAGCAUACUCCUUAUGCAUCCUAUAUCUAGCAAAGUGGCAUUCUGUGUACUUGUACCCAUACCCAUACGACAGCCCAAGAUUUACAGUUUUCUAGGUCAAGGGAGAAAUAGUGCAAGAUCUUUUUACCAGGGUCAGGCACCUGGACCUAAACUAGGAUCAGAAAAUCCAGCCAAGGACGGUAGUACCCAGCCUUAUGAACAAGAUAUGGAGAUCGGCUAUGAGGACAGCACAUUACCACCGACUUUUGAAGGUCUUGAACAGAAGUUCCUUGAUGAAAUAACGAGAUUGGGACAGGAACAAAUUGAUGCAGAAGAUGCAGAAAAUACUAGGCAUAGGGAGAAAAUAAUUGAGAUCAAUUAUUGGUACCAGGACAAACUAUCAGAACUACGCACUCAACAAGCAAAUCAAAGAAAAGUAUUUCUUCGAAAGGAAUCACAGGCACGAUUGAAUCAGUAUCAGCAAGCCGGAAUGAGCCACUUCUCAAACACGGGCGUUGGCAGCAAUAGUGGUGCGCCAGCUACAGGUUCUACAAACGUACGUCGAGCUUACACAACUAAUCAGUUUGGAUCAUACAGGGCCCCACCUCAGUUUGUUGGGCGUAGAAGGAAUCCAGGAACUAAAAGAAGGGUUCCAUACCGUAAGGGCCGUGUUUACAACAAUGCUGGAGCUCAUUAUCGCUAGUGAUGUAGCUUGAAACCCAUAGCUAGGUUGGUCACAUCUUUAACCUGAAAUUAUUCUAGUUGUGGUAUUUCUCCUGUUAUUAUUAUUAUUAUUAUUA
Molecule: messenger RNA, 1896 nt
Organism: Hevea brasiliensis (rubber tree)
Lineage: Eukaryota; Viridiplantae; Streptophyta; Magnoliopsida; Malpighiales; Euphorbiaceae
Exons: 4
Coding region: 1131-1799 (222 amino acids)
Source: RefSeq, a predicted model, not a curated record